UCUAUGUGACAGGGAACUACCUGUCCGAAACACCGGGACACUGCUGUAACACGGCGCCAAAGGAAAGACACACCAAGAGAACUACCUAACCGACACACCGGGACACUGCUGUAACACGGCGCCAAAGGAAAGACACACCAUUGCUGAGACUACUGUGAAUAAUGACAAAAAUCUUUUCUGCCGAUCUGCCAAUCACACAAGCUUUUAAACUAACCAGUCGCUUGCGGAAGCUGAACGACUCAGGAGACACUUUCUGUCAGAGGCUGAACUUAUUUGUUGCCGCCAUUCUCUUUAUCCUGUCAUUUCUGUCGUAUGGUGUCGACGUCAUUCUCGCCAAAGACAACGAAGGUGUAUCUGUAUACUGCUACUGCCCGGCCGAGUUUCCAACGUCACGUGUCCACUUCACAAACUCCGUGUGCUUUACAAAGGGGUUUUAUUAUUUACCAUUUGACGAACCGCUGUCAAUCCCAGAAAGUCUCCGUGCUGUGAAUGACAACGACAAGGAUAACGAAGACGAACUUUUAAAGUACUAUCCAUGGGUCUCUCAUAUUCUGCUCCUCCAGGCGACCUUGUUCUGCAUACCACGGUUGCUAUGGAGCCUUGGGGCCAUCAGAGAGGGGUUCCAUCACGUCAGCGCUAUAGAUAUGAUGGACAGACACAUCUUUGGAGAUAAAGACAACGAUAACGAACUUAAAUCCAAGGGUGUUAACAACAUUGAGAACUAUCUUACCCGCCUUAUACAGUUACGAGAUUCUGCAAUUUGUAAUUCCAAAUUACUUCCCUUUAUUCCUACCGGAUAUUGCUACACAGUUUGGUUCAUGGCAACAGAGUUUUUGAUGAUAGGUAACUCUGUUUCGCAGUUUUACCUUUUAGACUUUCUACUCGGAAUAAACUUUACCAGGUUUGGUAUCGAUUACUUAUCACAGGUACCCAAUUUAUUGUGGGAAGAUCACAGCAGAUUUCCUAGAACAGCUUUUUGUGACCUGAAAAUUCGCCAGCAUACUAACAUUCAUACCUAUACUGUACAGUGUGCACUGCCAUCAAAUAUGUUAAACGAGAAGAUAUUUCUCCUGGUUUGGGUGAUGCUUCUUUCUGUGUCUGCUAUGAACGUGCUUUCAUUCCUCCAUCACCUGUAUACCAUACAACAAAUGCAUUUGAAAACUGUAGAGAAAAUCAACUCGUAUCAGUUAAGAACGUAUUUCGAUACAGAGAAAGUAGGGAAUGUUUUAACUGUCAAACGUUUUGUGUACGAGUAUCUGAAGUCGGAUAUACUAGUAUAUCUAUGGCAAUUAAGCAAAGGGCACAAGCCUCUCACUGAUGACGUGACACACAGACUAUGGAACCGGUACGUAGGCGGUCUGAAUGGAGAGGUACAGGAAGAGGAAGAAGUUUGUGUUAAGAGAAUGUGACCACCAUCAGUUAGGCCUGUUGGAAUCCGGAGAAAUCACCACAUAAAUGAUCAUGAAAUUCCCCUUCAAAAUUAAACACAUGAUUGAAUAUUUGUAUUUUAUCUUAUCAUAUAUUUAGAUUUUGUAAAUAAUGUCGAAAUGCUAUUGUAAUGACAUAUCGGUAUGCACCGUAUGCCGUACUAACAUGUUGCAAUGAAGCGAUUU
Molecule: messenger RNA, 1613 nt
Organism: Mizuhopecten yessoensis (Yesso scallop)
Lineage: Eukaryota; Metazoa; Mollusca; Bivalvia; Pectinida; Pectinidae
Product: innexin unc-9-like
Exons: 2
Coding region: 162-1409 (415 amino acids)
Source: RefSeq, a predicted model, not a curated record